GAUAAGAAACAAAAUGUUGGAAACUUUUAUCUGGUUUGUAAAAAGAACAUAACGGUGUUAUAUCWUUGAUAAAAGAUAAUCUUUAAAACCUUUAAACGCAACUUGUCAAAACAAAAAGACCCACAGCAAGGACUACCUCCUUUUCGUUUGUUUUUAUUGAUAAAAGGUUCCCCGCUCCUGUGUGGGCGGGGUCCUGACUGCUGUUUUCUUAGGUAGCCUGUUAAAAUGCCCGAACUCAAAACACUUCUUUUUCCAAGAUGGCGUCGAUGAAGGACAGCGACACCGGCCUGUGGCUUCACAACAAGCUGGGCUCCACGGACGAGCUCUGGACGCCUCCGAGCAUCGCCUCSCUCCUCACCGUGUCGGUAAUCGACAACAUACGGCUGUGCUUUUCGAGCUUAUCGCCGCCGGUGAAGCUCAAGCUGCUGCUUGGGAUGCUGCAUCUUCCCAGGCGGACGGUUGACGAGAUGAAGGAGGCCCUGUCGGAGAUAAUCCAGCUGGCUACGGUGGAUUCAGAACCCUGGGUGCUGAUGGUUGCAGAUAUCCUCAAGUCCUUCCCAGACACCGGCUCCUUGAAUCUGGACCUGGAGGAGCAGAAUCCAAACGUGCAGGAUAUUCUCGGAGAGCUCAGGGAGAAAGUGAGUGAGUGCGAGGCAUCUGCCAUGCUGCCUUUGGAAUGUCAGUAUCUGAACAAGAGUGCACUGACCACUCUAGUGGGACCCCUCACACCCCCCGUUAAACAUUUCCAGCUCAAGAGGAAGCCCAAGAGCGCAACGCUGCGAGCAGAACUGCUACAGAAAUCAACAGAGACGGCUCAGCAGCUCAAAAAGACGGCUACGCCUUUCCACGCCAAAGGCAGAGGAUUGGUCAAAAAGAUGGACACGACAACUCCCCUCAAAGGGAUUCCUAAAGCUCCGUUCCGCAGCCCCACAGCUCCCAGUUUAUUCAGCCCCCCCAGUAACCGGACCCCCAUCGCUCCCCCACGAACACCCCUGCGGAAGGAGAGAGGCGCUAAGCUUUUAGAUAUUUCAGAGUUGGAUGCGGUUGGAGCUGGAAGAGAGGCCAAAAGGAGAAGAAAGACUUUGGAAACAGAAGUUGCAGACAAGGCAGCUAAAGAAGAGGCGGCAGCAGCAGCGGUGGUGGAGAACGCCACACCAGACUACGCUGCCGGUCUCGUCUCUGCACAGAAACUGGGGGCGCUCAACGAGAAUCCUCUGCCAUCGACCAGCUACCUUCCAGCUACGCCCAGCAUGGUUCCCUCCUCAUCUUACAUUCCCAGCUCCGAGACACAGCCAGCAAACGCCGGCGGUUCAGGGCGGGACGCGCUGCAGGCGGCUCGCCAGCCAGAGGAGUCCACCGCGGCACCCCCCGGCGCCGGCUCAACUUUACCAAACCAGUACAAACAGAGGACGCCCAUGUACAACGCCAGCACCGCGGCAAACCCCGCAACCCCCACAUCCCCCAGUACGCCAGCCUCCACCCCGGCCAGCAACGGGCCCCCGGCAGCCGCCACCGCCAGCCAACCAGAGACCCCCACUCAGCCUCCCAGCACCCCACAGACCCCCACCCCGGCACCAGCGCCUACACCACAGCAGCCACAGCCCAAAAAGAACCUCUCGCUCACGAGAGACCAGAUGUACGCGGCCCAGGAGAUGUUCAAGACCGCCAACAAGGUCACCAGACCAGAGAAGGCUCUCAUCCUGGGGUUCAUGGCCGGAUCCAGAGAGAACCCGUGUCCAGAGCAGGGUGACAUCAUUCAGAUCAAGCUGAGCGAGCACACAGAGGUUCUGCCCAAAGCCGACGGCACCGGCAGUACCACCAUGCUGGUGGACACAGUCUUCGAAAUGAACUAUUCGACAGGACAGUGGACCCGCCUGAAGAAGUACAAACCCAUCACAAAUGUUUCCUGAGGGGCUCGGCUCACUACGAACGCGUCUGCGUACACUUCAUGGACACGUUUAUACACCGACACACAAAAAACAUGGGCCAAAUCGAGCUCUGAGACGUUAAGGAGAGAAAGAUCCUCCCUUUUACCACACCGCCAAAAUGGAGAACUUAUUUUUGUUUUGUUUCUUUCCUCUUACACUUUGUUUUUCUUUCUUUUUUUAAAAAAAUCUGCUUUUGAAUCCUGAGACUGUUUCAGGAGGGAGCAGACAGCUCUCUUUACUGUCGGGGACCUUCAAGCAUUUGUGCCGUGGUGCAAGAAGGUCCAGAGAGAGAAGAAUGACUAUCUUUCUGUAUGAUGUUUUCAGCUUUGGCCCUUCAAAACUAAAAAAAAAAAAGGAAAAAGUUUUGUGAUUAAAUAUGAGGUCUGCAAUGUCUGUCAUUAGCAGUGACCAAAAUUAUAAUAAAAAAACACAAGGGCCAUGAA
Molecule: messenger RNA, 2371 nt
Organism: Austrofundulus limnaeus
Lineage: Eukaryota; Metazoa; Chordata; Actinopteri; Cyprinodontiformes; Rivulidae
Gene: nelfa
Product: negative elongation factor complex member A
Exons: 11
Coding region: 258-1910 (550 amino acids)
Biological process (GO): negative regulation of transcription elongation by RNA polymerase II
Cellular component (GO): NELF complex
Source: RefSeq, a predicted model, not a curated record